UUAAGACACUACUGGAUAUACAGAAUAGCAUGUUGACUUUGGAGAAAUAUUGUUUGUCGCUCAUGAAUUAACAACGGCUAGCUGUGAUAGUUUGUCAGACUUUCAAAAUUGGAUUGGAUUGGAGUCUUUGAUUAAGUUAUUGCAGUGAAAGCAUGUUAUCUUCAUAUUUGGUUUACAUACUUGAUACAAACACGAAACCAGCAAUGUUCUCUCAAUAAAAAGUAUAACAAUCUUGCCAUUGUUUUUCUCCACUGUGUGAUCUAAUAAAUAAUAAAGUCUUGGACUGUAUGUGGCAUUAACUUUUAUGUGCACACACAUAAUACUGAAUUAAACCUCCUUCAAACUUAUCUGGCUCGAGGCACUAAGAAAGCAUCACAGGUGGACAGUCCCAGUAAGAACUUUCACACCUCAUACUUAUGGGAUGUGAGAGACGCAGUGCAAGAAUGGUGAGGACGGACGGAGGGGCUAUUUUAGUGAGCCACUCACAUGAGCGCAGGAAUCUAUAUAUCUAGCCUCUUUCUGCCCUUCUCGUCUCAGAAAAAGUUGCCUGUGAGUAUUUGCUGCCUACUGUAUAAGAUUAGACAGGGAGACACACAGAACUUCAACCAUGUCUGAAGCGUCUUCAAAACCAAAGCCAAAGAUCUCUGCAUCUCGCAGACUGUUCUUGAAGACUAAACUGCUAAAGAAGGCUAUGACUAUGCUGGAGAAUGAUAAGCAAGUCAGAAAAGAUGAACGAGAGAGAACCCUCACUGAGAGAGUCCCAGAACUCCAGCUGUCAGGCCUGUCUAUGCAGGAUCUACAGAAUCUUUGCAAAGAGCUGCACCAGAAAAUCGAUGUGGCUGAUGAAGAGCGGUAUGACAUUAAUUCUAAAGUGAUGAAAAAUGAAAUAGAGAUACGGGACCUGUCUCAGAAGAUCUUUGAGCUGAAGGGCAAAAUGAAAAGACCGAACCUGAAGAGGGUGAGGGUGUCUGCUGACGCCAUGCUGGGAGCUCUGCUGGGCGCUAAGGUCAAAGAGUCUGUGGACUUCAAGGCCAACCUCAAGACUGUGAAGAAGGAGGAGGAGAAGAAAGAGGAAGUGACCGACUGGCGUAAGAAUGUGGAUGCCAUGUCUGGUAUGGAGGGCAGAAAGAAGCUGUUUGAUGCUGGGCAGUAGAUUAUGUGGUGAAUGUCUUUGUGAAGUUGUUUGCUGCUCUAAAACAGAUGGAACCAGUGAAUCAUGUGACACUUUAUAAUGGCAGUGAACAUGAAGACCAGGUUAACAAGAAGGGUCUGGCACAGUUUGUUUCAAGUUUAUUUGUAAAUUGCAAUUUAACUUUAUGAUAAUUCAAAUAAUACAUAUUGUUUACAUUAAUUAUGAUGUAUUAUAAAAAACAUAUGUAUUUAAAAGACAGUAUUUAAGCACUGUAUUACUUUUUAGCACACUUGAAUUCAUGAACACUGCACCACUAGUGGAUGUCCAGGUCACCUGUAGUAAUGUUACUGGCUUGCUUUUUGACAUCUGCUAUAUACAACAAUAAACAGACAAGAAUCAGAGAAAAUGCAGAUGCGCACAUUUGUCUACAAUUAUGGUUCUGAAUUUGUCCAAUUUAUGCUUUGCCCAUUUUGCCUACAAAAGCAUAGUUUGAAUUAGGGCCUUUGGAUAACAACAUAAAAACAUGGAAAACAACAUUUACAUGUUUUCUUGUAUUUACUGAGAAAACAAUGGAGUCACAUAUGAUGAGCAAAUUAAGUGGUGUUGUGAUGAGAAGGAGCAGUGUUAUAAACUGUAUAUCAAACAAUAAAAUGUAAGUGACAUUGCUCAGAGAAUGGUCCUCUGUGCCUAAACUGAAAUGCUGUUGCUUUCCUUACAGCACUAGACAAACAUAUACACACACAGACACAUAUAUUAAUAUAAAACUUAAUAAAGGCCUACUGUGAUGGGAUUAAUACAGGUCUGCCCCUAUUAUAUGGGAAAUUGUUUAGUCAUGUUACAGGAACUCACAUGCCAUUUGGGGUCAAAAGACUAUUGCCCACAAGGUAAACCAUUACAUUUUGGGGUGGUGAUUUGAUUUUUGGUUAAGGGUUUGAGUUGGGUUAAAGGGAAUCAAUGUAAAUCAAUACAUCCUGUUUAUUGACAAAGGAAGAGUGUGUAUGUGAAAUGAUGCGGCAAUUUUUGUGUUGAAACAUUCAAAAACUAAAGUAGCUUUACUGUACAUUAUAUUAAGCUUGUUGUUAAGCUUGCUGUUAAGCUAUUGGUUCUUUAAGACACUAAUAAAAGGUUUCAUUUGGUUCCAUUCCCCCCUACUGUUUUCCCACGCACUUGCAUCAAAUAACAUUUAGAUGGUCCCUUGCCUCUGUCUCUAAACAAAGUAGUCUUAAAAUGCUGUUCUUCUCUUACAAACAUCCUAAAUCCUCUCCAAACUAUAAAAAAUCCGUUUCCACAAAACAUCACCAGUCAUCAGUUAAAAAGCCGACCAUACCUCUAGCACAUCCAUUGAUUUACCCUUCU
Molecule: messenger RNA, 2488 nt
Organism: Micropterus salmoides (largemouth bass)
Lineage: Eukaryota; Metazoa; Chordata; Actinopteri; Centrarchiformes; Centrarchidae
Gene: tnni4b.3
Product: troponin I4b, tandem duplicate 3
Exons: 8
Coding region: 608-1153 (181 amino acids)
Biological process (GO): muscle contraction
Cellular component (GO): troponin complex
Source: RefSeq, a predicted model, not a curated record